GGGAGCUAGCCGUCGCCGCCUGGCCACGGCGGCUCCGCUCCGUACGGACAAUCCAGACGGGCUGAGCCAUCCCCGCCUCCCCUGGAGCCGCCUGGGCCGGGGAUGGGGAACACGGAGAGCGGGGAGCCGGGCGGGGGGUCCGGGCUGCUGCCGCCCCCGCCGGGGAGAGUCCCCAUGCCGGAUCAGGGGGAGCUGGAAGAGCGAUUCGCGAUGGUGCUGAGCUCCAUGAAUCUCCCUCCUGACAAGGCCCGUCUUCUCCGGCAAUAUGACAACGAGAAGAAAUGGGACCUUAUUUGCGACCAGGAAAGGUUUCAAGUGAAGAAUCCACCUCACACAUAUAUCCAGAAAUUGAAGAGCUUCCUCGAUCCAGGAGUCACCCGGAAGAAGUUCCGUCGGAGAGUGCAGGAAUCCACCAAAGUGCUAAGGGAGCUGGAAAUCUCUCUAAGGACUAAUCACAUUGGAUGGGUGCGUGAAUUUCUCAACGAUGAAAACAAAGGCCUGGACGUGCUGGUGGACUACCUCUCAUUUGCUCAGUGUGCAGUGAUGUUUGAUUUUGAGGGUCUGGAAAAUAGCGAGGAUGGAGCGCUAGAGAAGCUGAAAUCUUGGAGCAGGUCCAUAGAGGAUCUGCAGCACCCCAGCACCCUGUCUGCUCCCUACGCCAACAGUCUUGCUCGCUCUGCGCGCCAGUCUGCUCUCCGAUACACCACACUUCCCAGCAGAAAAGCUCUGAAGAACUCACGGCUGGUGAGCCAGAAAGAUGACGUCCACGUGUGCAUCUUGUGUUUACGGGCUAUCAUGAACUAUCAGUAUGGAUUCAAUUUGGUUAUGUCACAUCCUCAUGCUGUUAAUGAGAUAGCCCUCAGUUUGAACAAUAAAAACCCCAGGACAAAAGCGCUGGUAUUAGAACUGCUGGCAGCUGUGUGUCUUGUGCGAGGCGGCCAUGAGAUCAUUUUGGCUGCCUUUGAGAACUUCAAGGAGGUAUGCAAAGAGCAGCAUCGCUUUGAGAAACUGAUGGAAUAUUUCCGUAAUGAGGAUAGCAAUAUUGACUUCCUGGUAGCCUGCAUGCAAUUCAUCAACAUUGUGGUCCACUCAGUAGAGGACAUGAACUUCCGAGUGCACUUACAGUACGAGUUCACCAAGCUGGGUUUGGAAGAGUUCUUACAGAAGUCAAGGCACACAGAAAGUGAAAAGCUGCAAGUGCAGAUUCAGGCCUACCUGGACAAUGUGUUUGAUGUAGGUGGGCUGCUAGAAGAUGCUGAGACCAAGAAUGUGGCUUUGGAGAAAGUGGAAGAAUUGGAAGAGCACUUAUCACAUUUGACAGAAAAGCUGCUGGAUCUGGAGAAUGAGAACAUCAUGCGGGUGGCUGAGUUGGAGAAACAACUGUUGCAGCGAGAAAAGGAAUUGGAGAUUGUCAAGGAGACCUAUGAGAGUGCCAGCAACCAAGUUCAUACACUGCGCAGAAUUAUCAAGGAGAAGGAGGAAGCCUUCCGGCAUCACUAUACCUCGCAUCCAAUGGGGAGUGACCACUUGCCGCUGCCACCACCUCCAGAAGCAGAGAUCAACUUCAGCGACAUCUCUGAGGAUGAACUCUGCCUCCCGGUCCUGCCUCCCGUGGAGGCUGCCCCUCCUCCACCCCCUCCUCCGCCACCUCUUCCCCCACCCCCUCCUCCAUUACCAGAUAAGUGUCCACCAGCUCCACCACUUCCUGGCACAUCUCCCUCAGUGAUCCUCACGAUGGGCUUAUCAGCAAUCCGGAUUAAGAAGCCCAUCAAGACCAAGUUCCGCUUGCCAGUUUUUAACUGGACAGCACUGAAGCCCAACCAGAUCAGCGGCACGGUCUUCAGUGAACUGGAUGAUGAAAAGAUCUUGGAGGACCUUGACCUGGACAAGUUUGAGGAGCUCUUUAAGACCAAGGCACAGGGCCCCGCCAUUGAUCUUCUUUGCUCUAAAAACAAGGCAUCGCACAAAGCAGUCAACAAAGUGACCCUGUUGGAGGCCAACCGGGCCAAGAACCUUGCCAUCACGUUGCGUAAGGCAGGCAGGACCACAGAGGAGAUCUGCAAAGCCAUCCACACGUUUGACCUGAAGACAUUACCGGUGGACUUUGUGGAGUGCCUCAUGCGCUUUCUGCCAACAGAGAAUGAGGUCAAACUGCUACGCCAGUAUGAGAAGGAGCGGAAGCCAGUGGAGGAAUUGUCGGAUGAGGACCGCUUCAUGCUGCACUUCAGCAAAGUGGAGCGCCUGACCCAGCGCAUGGCCAUUAUGGCUUUCCUGGGCAACUUCAGCGAAAACAUCCAGAUGCUCAUGCCGCAACUCAGUGCCAUUAUUGCUGCCUCGGCGUCCGUCAAAUCGUCACAGAAGCUCAAGCGAAUGCUAGAGAUCAUCCUGGCCCUUGGCAACUACAUGAACAGCAGCAAACGCGGCUCUGUUUACGGGUUCAAACUGCAGAGUCUGGACCUGCUGUUGGACACCAAGUCAACCGACCGGAAGCUGACUCUCCUACAUUUCAUUGCCAUGAUGGUGAAGGAGAAAUACUCUGAGUUGAGCACCUUCUGGCAGGAACUGCACUUUGUGGAAAAAGCAGCUGCAGUGUCCCUGGAGAACGUGUUGCUGGACGUGAAGGAGCUGGGGCGUGGGAUGGAGCUGAUUCGGCGGGAAUGCAGUUUACACGAACAUAGUAUCCUGCGUAACUUCUUGAGUGCCAAUGAGGGGAAGUUGGACCGACUCCAGAAAGAUGCUAAGACUGCAGAGGAGGCCUACAACACGGUUGUGCGCUAUUUUGGUGAGAGCCCCAAGACGACACCGCCCUCUGUUUUCUUUCCGGUCUUUGCACGUUUCAUCAGAUCCUACAAGGAUGCAGAGCAAGAGAAUGAACUGCGCAAGAAGCAGGAACAGGCCCAAAGGGAGCAGGCAUUGGCCCAAGAAGCCAAGAGGCUGGAGAAGCGCAACAAAUGGCAGCAGCAAGAGUUAAUUGCUGAGCUGAGGCGGCGCCAAGCCAAGGACCACCGGCCUGUCUAUGAAGGCAAAGAUGGGACCAUUGAGGAUAUUAUUACAGUGCUGAAGAGUGUCCCCUUCACUGCCCGCACAGCGAAGCGGGGCUCUCGCUUUUUCUGCGAGCCAUCUCACCACGAGGAGCCCAACUGUUAGCUCCACUCACCCCCCAUCAAAGAUUCCUACAUGCCCUGCCUUUCCAACUGGCGAAUGCUGCACUCCGGUGGCCCAGACCUUGUUCUUUUUUGCCAAAGAAGCAACUUCCGUUCUUUCAAAGACUUUCAACUGAAGGAUCCAAGGGACAUUUAAGAAGUGCCUUCUGCGACAGUAUUAUUCUUACUCUCUUAUAAUUUAAGAUGUAUUUUUUAAUCUGUACAUACAUGAUCCUUCCUACCAGUCCCUUGCUCCUGCUGCCCCUCACGGAGUCAACUCAGACAGAUGGGACUGUUCUGGCUUUUGAGAAGGGCCUCGGGCCAGCAGGAGCCUGACACCCUCCUCUAGCGCCUCAAGCUUCAAGCAUCCAAACCAGAAUUGCACUUUGACCUUUCAACUUGUCUUUAAUGGAUGGAGACAAUGAGCACUAUCAUUGCUAGGCCCUGAUGUGUUGCAGCAGGGAAAAUCAAUCUCUGGUAGUAGGCCUUUGUAUACAGAUCAGGUCUUGUGGAAAAGCAUUAGUUUUUUUCAGGCGCGGUCUUCUGCAAUUGUGUGGUUUUCUCAGAACAGGCUGGGAGUUGGCACUGGGGAGUUUAACAGCUAGGCCUUGGUGGCCUUGGAAAACCACUGGAACCUUUCUUCCAAAGGGAAAAUAUAAUCAGACCAAAGUCUUAUGUCUCAACUGGACAAAAGUAACUGUGUUGAUACAGCAGGGAAAUUAUACUGACUAGCCAGCCCUUGGGGAUCUCAAGAAAAAUCCUGGGUAGGUUACCGGCUAUCUCAAUGUUUUAGAAAGUCUUACAAUUUUCCAAAGGAUCAAAUUCUGCUUCCUAUUUGUAUGUGGCAUGUUCUACUCAGUUCUUUUUACAGUUGGUGGACCAAAUAUUCUCCAAACGAAAUCAAGCAACGCUUCUUGAAGCCUUCAAAAUAAGCAGAAAUUAAGUUACUUGUGAAGGUUAUCCCUGAUGAAUUUAGCCCAAGACAUUUUGAUUCAUGAAUGAAAUGGAGACUGUUUUAAUUCAUUAAUGAAGGAUGAAAAUGGCAUUGUUCCCCACCAUCAGAGAAAGAACAAUGGACAGAAUUCACUGAACUUCUUCAGUGUAAGCCUUUUGAAAUGAAGGGAAUUCCUCAUAAUUUCAGGAAAUCCUGCACUGAAGAACUUCUCUAUAAAUAUUACCUCAUGGCUGGAUUGAUUCAACCUAGUAACUGAAUUAACCCAUUUUCUGGAUUUGUAUAAUAUGUUGAACCAGAAACUAUGGGAUAGGAUCACAUAGCUUGCUAAGCCACAAAAAAGCCUAGUUGAGGUGAAGGCUAACCAAACUUAGCAAUUUAUGCCAAUGUAGCAACUGAAUCUUGAACUAACUUGUUUAUGAAUACUGUGUGAGCCAAGGGAUUGAACUCAUUGAUCUCCCACUCCUCCAGCUUUAAGGUUGUUCAUAGAUAGCUGUUUCAUAUCACUACAGGUUGGAACCAUCUCUAACUCAACAUACAUUUGCAAUAAUUAUUAUGCUGAUUGAAACUAGGCUUACCAUUUCAGCCGUGAUGCUUUGAGACAAUCAAGUCUAGCUUCUCUUAACUUGCCUGAAAACAUACCUUCCAACCAAAGAUUUUGAAGUAUUACAGCUUAGGAUAAAGCCAUUUGACAUUGAUUAGGUUCUUCAACUGCUUUUAAUUCAGAGAACCAACUUGACUCCUUUUGUGUUUUAUGGCACUUUUUGCAGCUAGGAAGUAAAUAGGGUUAAAAGAUGCUUAAAUAGACCAGUCUUCAACUUGGUGCCAUCCAGACAUGUUGGACUACCCUUUCAGUUGAGUCAGCAUGGCUGAUUUACUUGGAGAACAUCAGGUUGGGGAAAGUUGAUACAAAGCUUAAUCCACCAAAGAGAUCUUUAGAUGGAGCUGGCUCCACUCUAGUAUUAUGAAGCUGUCUCUGCUUCUGAAGCCUAAUCUAGAGGGGAUCUCUUACUAUUCUCAUCUUAUGGAAGUUUAUGAACUAUGAUUUUAGCUUUACAUAAGAGCAUUUGCAUAACAGAUUGCCCCAAUAUGAUGUGGCCCUUAUCAGAUGGGAAGAUAAUUGGGAUUACUAAACAGCUUUGAUGUCCUGGUCAAUUACACAAGAGGUCUAUUGGAUCAGGCACACCUGAAACUAUAGAGCAUUCAUCUCGCUGAAAGUAUCCUCUGCAUAGACUUUCUGUAUUAAACUGUGCCAAAGAAUUACAUUGGUUCCUGCAAGUAAUCCAGUGCCUUAUGCUGAAACUGGAGGUGGGCUGCAUUGGGCCCUCCAGGGCCUUUGGUGCAGCCCUCCAUGAAUGUACUCAGCCUCUUUGAUCAUGCGUUUUUUACUUAUGUUGUAAUAGCUGUUUAUUCUUCAGCGUCCUCUCAGUGUAAAGGGUACUUCUGAACUGAGAGGGCUCUAUGGUUGCUCAGUCUGCUAGGAAAACCAGGGCACGGGUUGUACUCUUGUUAAAUCAGGAAGGGGAAAAGGAUGUCUUCUGAACUGCCCAGCAAUUUUAGUUGCACUGAGAUUGCUGAGAUGGGAGACUUUGUGGUGUGUGCACUGAGGUGGAUACAACUAGGUGGGUGUAGCCUUCAUCCAUGCAGCCCUCAGGACCACAAAGCCUCAGCCUGUGCACCCAACAAAAGUGUGGCUCUCUGGCAGGUUUAGCACUCUUGUUAGAUUUCUGACUGUGGAUCUGAAUCUUGUCCCUAAGGCCUGUGGUUUAGGAGAUGGCUCUGCAUUCCAGGGGAGAUCAGUGGCUCUGCCAAGCACAUGUUUUGCACUGGCGAAAAUUCCAGGCUCUACCCUGAGAAUGAUCUCCGGUAGGAGGCUGGGAAAAAUAGCUUUCUCUGUGAUUCUGGAGAGCUGCUGCAAAAGCUGAGGGUGCUGGGUAAUGCGAGGCCAGUGGUAUGGCUUUAUGAUGCUUUCCUGCACAUAAAGGGAGGGCCACUUAGGAGAGGCACAGGACUGCAGCCUUAGGAUGAGAUUCCCCCCAAAGUUUAGAACAGGGCACAACAGAGGUGAAUGGAUUGUACAGUGUUGGCACUUUGCGGAAUGGAACUCUUGAUUCCUUUUCCUUCCUCUCCUUCCCUCCCUCCCUCCUGUUCUUCCUUUCCUUUCCUUUCCUUUCCUUUCCUUUCCUUUCCUUUCCUUUCCUUCCUUCCUUCCUUCCUUCCCUCCCUCCCUCCCUUGCCACAUGUUAGACUUCCUCAUUCUAUUCCUUCUGUGACAGUGUAUGGAAAAAGGUUUUUUGGCUUUUAUUUCUGGCCUCUUGAUAUCAAAAUCUGAUUUUGAGUAAACUCUCCUCAAACAUUAAACACGGUAUUCAAAAUUCUAGUAUCAUUUGGAGGAAAUUAGCAAUAUGGUUAAGAUAUAAUCUCCCACUAGCCAAAUAAGUAUUAGCUAUCUCUACUUUGGAGGAGUGGGGGAAUUAUGCUACAUUAUAAUCACUUUGGGUUCUCUCAAUCAAAGAUGUAUCUGCCUCUUAAACCUGUGAACACAAGUUAAAUUGUGACUAGCCAUCUUUAUGGACUAUUGAUAAAGAUCCUUACCUCUUCAUCCACUGCAGUGUUUAUAAAUACAAAAACCACUGGUUUAGGGACACUUCCACUGAAAGCAAUCACAUUAACCUGCUUAAAAGGGGUUAUGUAUCUAAACCCCUAAAGUGAUUAUUAUAAUUUCAUCAAUGUAUAACUCUGUUCCUGGCCUCUGUGGUUAUCUUCUCUGUGUGCCUUGUUGCAAAGAGCAAAACUAAAUAUGCCAAGGAAACUGGCACUCCCCCGUUUCCACCCAUUCUUGAUGGGAUAAACACAGAAUGGGUGGGACCUCUACACCCUUUCUGCUUAUUCCUGAUAGCGUUGUCCUAACCUUAGUGCUCUUUCUAUGUAUUUGCACUCCUGACCCACUAAGCAAACUACGUUAAGAAUUGCCUUGCUGGUUGACACACAAAAUCCUAUUCCCAAUUGUGGCCAUCCAGAUGUUACCUAAAAGCUCAUGGCUCUAUGUUUACAAUCCUUAAUCAAGCCUUGUGACUAGUAAAAUAUUGUUUCAGAUGCCCACAUGCCCUCUGAGACCAGGCAGUAAAAGAGCUAAACUACAAAGAUCCUUGUACCUGUAUGUAUGGGAUUGACACAGGCGAAUAGUGUGCAGGAUUGACUGAGAAGAGUAAGUUAAACAAUGAGAUCGUGGGGACCACAAGCAGCCAAACUUGUGAACAUGUGCCAAAAGGAAGCAUGACUGGAAUCUAAGAACAUUGGAUUGGAACAUUUGCUAGGUAACAUCUUGGUGAGGGCUGAGAAGUGAGCAAUGCAUUCAAGGUCAGUCAAAAAGCUUGAGAAGGGCUGCCUUAUUCUCAAGCCCUUGGACAAGGGGUGUGAGCAAAUUGGAAAUAGCGUUGCAAAGGUUUGGGGGUCAGCAUUAUCCCUAGGUAGCUCCUCUAAAGGCAGCUUUUCAGCAUGGUGCCCCAGGCAGAGCUGUAAAGCUCAUGACAUCAACACCCAUGCAGUUAUUUGGUUCAGGGUUUCUUCACUCUCAGUUACUACUUUAACUACUUAGCUGAGCUUGCAAGGAGAUCCAGAGACCAAGGACUCAUUCACACCUGGAUGCUCAACACCAUCAUGCGUGUUUUUAGGUUGCUUUCCCAUAUUCACUUGGAGAUAAAUCACCCUGAACACAACAGUGUCGAUUUUGAAGUAGGCUGGCAUAGAGUUGCAUUGUGAAUGCGAACCCAACGCAUCAUCUCAAAUGAUGGCCUAAAGCCAUACAUUGAUUGUAUGAACAUGCAUAUAUUUUGCGUGACCAAUGCGUCCUAACUUUAAUAGCACCACAGCUUAUUCCUUACAGAAUGACAAGAGCUUUAUACCAUUCCUUCAUCCAAGGGGCUCAGGGUACUGUACUGUAUGCAGUUAUUGGAGACAACCAACAGGGCAAAUUAUGCCCUGCUUCUGUGCUUCCAAGAUACAUCUGGAUGGCUGCACUUGGCAACAAGAUGAUGGGUGUCUCCCUGAGAGAUGUCUACAACAAAGUGGUCCUCUUCAGAGAACAGUGGCAUUGUAAAAACAAUCAAUAAAAGCAAGGCAUGCACAAUUUUCUAGAGGACAUGCUACAAUCAGUGGCCACUGGACUUUUUGCCUGGCACAAGGGCCAAGCAUCGUGGCUUCCUGCUGUGGUGCAGCCAAAGGCCAAAAGAUGCUCUGCCCUUCAGAAUAUUUGCUUUUUCUAGCAUGAGAACUUAAGAUCCAGCUCCUAAAAUGAAAACCAGCAAGUGUGAAAAUGUCCUUAGAAAUAAGAAUGAACCUGACACUAUUUCAGUGCUAAGUGGAAAGCCCGGGGAGAAGGUUGGGGUUGUAGCCACUUUGAUUUCUGGAACAAACACUAGUAUUUUCCCCCAAUAAACCAAAUGGGACCAAUUCUCCUCUGCCUUCUCCCAAAAGUUUUUGACCCUGUUAAUGGCAACGCUAAUUCCAAGCAGGCAGGGUAUUCCUGCUAUUGCUUCUGGACCGUUUACAGCAUAUUCACUUCAGCGUAGUCCUUUUGUGUAGCUAGAUGUAACUUUUUUGUACAUGUGAAAAUUAUUGACUAUACUGUAAGCCAGUGCCUUCCUCCCUCUUGAACUGUACAGAAUUUCUACUAAUGGGAGAAGGGGAAAAAUAAAACAGAACCAAAGCCUACAU
Messenger RNA from Python bivittatus (Burmese python), 8811 nucleotides. It is a transcript of the gene FMNL3, whose product is annotated as formin like 3. Gene Ontology annotation, biological process: regulation of cell shape; cell migration; cortical actin cytoskeleton organization. Gene Ontology annotation, cellular component: cytosol. Lineage: Eukaryota; Metazoa; Chordata; Lepidosauria; Squamata; Pythonidae. Gene Ontology annotation, molecular function: small GTPase binding; actin filament binding. The record is from RefSeq and is a predicted model, not a curated record.